This is a messenger RNA of Phyllopteryx taeniolatus (common seadragon), 1211 nucleotides long. Its product is annotated as interleukin-1 receptor type 2-like. The transcript has 4 exons. The record is from RefSeq and is a predicted model, not a curated record. NCBI's taxonomy places the organism in Eukaryota, Metazoa, Chordata, Actinopteri, Syngnathiformes, Syngnathidae. The coding region runs from base 266 to 727 and encodes 153 amino acids.
AGGAUGAGAAUAUAAUACAUGACAUAUCGGUGUAAUACAGUAAGUAGCCUGUUAGGAUUUCCCCUUGGAACUGACCUUUCGCACAGUCUUUGAUAACACAUUGAGGAAGUUGGUCCUCUGUGCUACAUAUAAAGAAAUGGCAAGCGUGUUUAGAGCGAGCAUUCAAGAAGAAACACUGCAAUUGCAGAGUCACCAUGACGCUGUCGUCCGUCAUCAAAGGUAACCUGAUUAUUUCCUCGCGCCAGCCCGUUUGAUUCAGUGUAUCAUGCUUGUAAAGAAGCCGUUUCUCACCACAGCUCUGGGCUCUUUGAGUCUGUUGCUAGCGGAUGCUUCUCCAGCAGUGUCUGAAUAUGCAUUACCAGCCAUCAUUGGACCUGACCACCUUCAAAUAAAGGCUCAACUAGGGCAGCCGUUAGUUCUCCAUUGUGCAGCUCUGACCAACUGCGGCCAUGAUGUGACACUCCUCUACUGGCUCGUCAAUGGCUCGUUCCCUGAAGACAUUUACACCAGUGGCAGAAUAACUGAGUUAGACACAUCCACGUUGGAGGAUGGUUCAAUUCAAGUGGGGAGUUUGCUUCUGAAGAACGUCACCUUAGAGGACCUCGACGCUUCCUUCACCUGCGUGGUGAUCAAUGGUGUUGGAAUGGCUCACAAGAAUGUGACACUCACAGCUACAGCUACUGACUGUUAUGCGCGGAAAAAAAAGAAAAUACCGGGUGCUGUGUGACACAAGUUACCAUCAUUUGUGAAACUACAGUGGAUAUAAAAGGUCUACACACCCCUUUUCAAAUGCCAGUUUUUUUUUUGUGUGUGUGUGUGUGUGUGUGAUUUGAAGAAAUGAGACCAAGAUAAAUAAUUGAUAGCCUUUUAAUGUGGCAUUACCUCAAUAAACAACUCAAGUGUAAGGGGGGGAAAAAAACGAAAUGUGCUUGCACAAGUGUGCACACCCUCUUAACUGUGGCCACUUCUAGAACUUGUAGAAUUUGGGGUUCAUCAGAGGCUCCUAAAAUGGUGUCAAGUGUGUGCUGACUCCUCUUUAGCUUGAAUUUGAAUGUGAUUGGUUCAUUCUCAACACAGCCAUGCGCCCUGGUUAUAAGCGGGUGUGUGCACUUGUGCAAUGUGAUUGGUUCAUUCUCAACACAGCCAUGCGCCCUGGUUAUAAGCGGGUGUGUGCACUUGUGCAACCACUUUAUCUCAGCCCCCCCCCUUCA